AAACUACCUCCUCCUGCACAGAAAAUGGGCCAGAAGGUCUCACACAAGGACAACCAAGAGAAUGUGGCUGAAACUCUAGUCAUCUGUGAAGUCUUCAGCCAAGGUGUGGUCCAUGCGUCUCAAAGGCUGAAGGACUAUCUUGGUUUUGUGGAUCCUCAGAGCAAAUUCCAGCCAGCCACAAACACACUGAGCGAGAUCUUUUUGGUCAACUUCAUCAGUUUCUGCGUGGAAAAGGGAGCGGAGGAACACAUCGUGACCAGCAAAAUGACCAAGCAGCAGUCCUCCCUGUUUGGGGUGGACUGGAUCUGGACUCUCUCUGGAGCUGACAAGCAAAUCAAACUGCAGCUUGCUGUGCAGGCUUUACAGCUGGCUGAGCUGCUCCGUAGUGAAAGCGGCCCCGUGGAGGAUUGCUGCCGGGAAGCAGAGCAGCCCUUCCAGAACAGGAGCAGGUUUGAGAAGCUGGCAGAGUUCUGCCGCCUGGUGGGACAAGACUGCCUGGGCUUGUUCAUCGUCUUUGGUGUGCCAGGGAAGCCCAAGGACAUCCGAGGAGUCAUGCUAGACAGCAUUGCCAAGGAGAAGCAAAAAUGCUGCCUGUCGGGCAGGAAUGCACUGUGGCAAUUUGUCACCAGCACUGACAGCUUCCUGCCUGCAAGAGACAUGUUGAAAAACUGCCUCAGUGCAAGAAACGGACCGAAGGAGGUGGGCAAUGUGUACAUAAGCUUUUUGUAAACCCCUGGUUAGCAGCAGUGGCUCCCUGCACGCCAGCACCAGACGCUGUGUGGGGCUCAGCUCCGCUUCUCUCACUUUUUUUCUUGCACGCGAUUCCCUCCACCCCUUUCUUUCCCCACUUUCCCCAUGGCAUUCCCGUAGCUCCUGCAAAAGCCAGGCUGAGUCAGUCCCUCCAGGUUUUAAAACAACAGGACGUACCUGCCAGAAAAAUGUGUUUAUAAAAGGCACGU
Messenger RNA from Apus apus (common swift), 959 nucleotides. RefSeq names its product RAB15 effector protein (gene REP15). The coding region runs from base 25 to 729 and encodes 234 amino acids. Lineage: Eukaryota; Metazoa; Chordata; Aves; Apodiformes; Apodidae. Gene Ontology annotation, biological process: receptor recycling. The transcript has a single exon. The record is from RefSeq and is a predicted model, not a curated record.